CUUCCUCCCCAGUCCCUCCCCUCCCCUCCCCCUUCCCUCCUCCGGCUCCAGCCUUUGAGGCCGCGCGGGUGGAGAAGGCUAUGGAGUAAGCCGGCGGCCGCGGCAAGGCUCUGAGGCUGAGCAGGGGCAGCCAGGAAGCGUUUGGGGGGGCGGGGGAAACGAGCCCCAGCACCGCCCCUCCCGGGAAAGAGGGAAGAGGUACGUGGCUUUUGGUUACGAUGCUUCCUCUGCUUGGAAGUGCGCUUCUUUUCCUUUUCAUCCAGUUCAGGGAAGACUUUCCUGGUUCAGGGAAGACUUUCCUGGUUAAGGUAACUACUCAAUAUUGCAGCCAUGGAGUCCAUGCUUAAUAAGUUAAAGAGUACUGUUACGAAAGUAACAGCUGAUGUCACUAGUGCUGUAAUGGGAAAUCCUGUCACUAGAGAAUUUGAUGUUGGUCGACACAUUGCCAGUGGUGGCAAUGGGCUAGCUUGGAAGAUUUUCAAUGGCACAAAAAAGUCAACAAAACAGGAAGUGGCUGUUUUUGUCUUUGAUAAAAAGCUGAUUGACAAAUAUCAAAAAUUUGAAAAGGAUCAAAUCAUCGAUUCUCUAAAACGAGGAGUCCAACAGUUAACUCGAUUACGACACCCUCGACUUCUUACUGUCCAGCAUCCUUUAGAAGAGUCCAGGGAUUGCUUGGCAUUUUGUACAGAACCAGUUUUUGCCAGUUUAGCCAAUGUUUUAGGUAACUGGGAAAAUCUACCUUCCCCUGUAUCUCCGGACAUUAAGGAUUAUAACCUUUAUGAUGUAGAAACCAAAUAUGGUUUGCUUCAGGUUUCUGAAGGAUUGUCAUUUUUGCACAGCAGUGUGAAAAUGGUUCAUGGAAAUAUCACACCUGAAAAUAUAAUUUUGAAUAAAAGUGGAGCCUGGAAAAUAAUGGGGUUUGAUUUUUGUGUAUCAUCAUCCAAUCCUUCUGAACAAGAGCCUAAGUUUCCUUGUAAAGAAUGGGACCCAAAUCUACCAUCAUUGUGUCUUCCAAAUCCUGAAUAUUUGGCUCCUGAAUACAUACUUUCUGUGAGCUGUGAAACAGCCAGUGAUAUGUACUCUCUAGGAACUGUCAUGUAUGCUGUAUUUAACAAAGGGAAACCCAUAUUUGAAGUUAACAAGCAAGAUAUUUACAAGAGUUUUAGUAGGCAGUUGGACCAGUUGAGUCGUUUAGGAUCUAGUUCACUUUCAAAUAUACCCGAGGAAGUCCGUGAACAUGUAAAACUACUGUUAAAUGUAACUCCGACUGUAAGACCAGAUGCAGAUCAAAUGACCAAGAUUCCCUUCUUUGAUGAUGUUGGUGCAGUAACACUGCAGUAUUUUGAUACCUUAUUCCAAAGAGAUAAUCUUCAGAAAUCACAGUUUUUCAAAGGACUGCCAAAAGUUCUACCAAAACUGCCCAAGCGUGUCAUUGUGCAGAGAAUUUUGCCUUGUUUGACUUCAGAAUUUGUAAACCCUGAUAUGGUACCUUUUGUUUUGCCCAAUGUUCUACUGAUUGCUGAAGAAUGCACCAAAGAAGAAUAUGUCAAAUUAAUUCUACCUGAACUUGGCCCUGUUUUUAAACAGCAGGAGCCAAUCCAGGCUAGCAACAUGAUUUUGUUAAUUUUCCUACAAAAAAUGGAUUUGCUACUAACCAAAACUCCUCCUGAUGAGAUAAAGAACAGUGUCUUACCAAUGGUUUAUAGAGCACUAGAGGCUCCUUCCAUUCAGAUCCAGGAACUCUGUUUAAACAUCAUUCCAACCUUUGCAAAUCUUAUAGACUACCCAUCCAUGAAAAAUGCUUUGAUACCAAGAAUUAAAAAUGCAUGUCUACAGACAUCUUCCCUUGCUGUUCGUGUAAAUUCAUUAGUGUGCUUAGGAAAGAUUUUGGAAUACUUGGAUAAGUGGUUUGUUCUUGAUGAUAUCCUGCCCUUCUUACAACAGAUUCCAUCCAAGGAACCCGCAGUCCUCAUGGGAAUUUUAGGUAUUUAUAAAUGUACCUUUACACAUAAGAAGUUGGGAAUCACCAAAGAGCAGCUUGCUGGAAAAGUAUUGCCUCAUUUGAUUCCCCUGAGUAUUGAAAACAAUCUUAAUCUCAAUCAGUUCAAUUCUUUCAUUUCCGUCAUAAAAGAGAUGCUUAACAGAUUGGAGUCUGAACAUAAGACUAAACUGGAACAACUUCAAAUAAUGCAAGAACAGCAGAAAUCUUUGGAUAUAGGAAAUCAAAUGAAUGCUUCUGAGGAGAUGAAAGUUACAAAUGUUGGAUCUCAGCAUAUUGACAAAGUCUUUAACAACAUUGGAGCAGACUUUCUUACUGGCGGUGAAUCAGAAAAUAAAGAGGAUGGGUUACAGAAUAAACAUAAAAGAGCAUCACUUACACUUGAAGAAAAACAAAAAUUAGCAAAAGAACAGGAGCAAGCACAGAAGUUGAAAAGCCAGCAGCCUCUUAAACCCCAAGUACACACACCUGUUGCUCCAGUCAAACAGACUAAGGACUUGACAGACACAUUGAUGGAUAACAUGUCAUCUUUGACCAGCCUUUCUGUUAGUACCCCUAAAAUUUCUGCUUCAAGUACCUUCACUUCUGUUCCUUCUAUGGGCCUUGGCAUGAUGUUUUCUACACCAGUUGAUAACACCAAGAGAAAUUUGACCAACGGCCUAAAUGCUAACAUGGGCUUUCAGACUUCAGGAUUCAACAUGCCGGUUAAUACAAACCAGAACUUAUUCAGUAGUCCAAGCACACCCGGAGUGACCAAGAUGACACUGGGAACACCUUCCACUUUGCCAAACUUCAGUGCUGUUCCUCCUGCUGGUGCGAAGCAGACUCAACAAAGACCCACAGAUAUGUCUGCUCUUAAUAAUCUCUUUGGCCCUCAGAAACCCAAAGUUAGCAUGAACCAGUUAUCACAACAGAAACCAAAUCAGUGGCUUAAUCAAUUUGUACCUCCUCAAGCGUCUCCAGGUAUGGGCAGUUCAGUAAUGGGAACACCAAUGAACAUGAUGGGACAGUCUGCCUUUGGUAUGCAGGCUAAUCCUUUCUUUAGCCCGCAGAACUUUGCACAGCCACCAACUACAAUGACCAAUAGCAGUUCAGCUAGCAAUGAUUUAAAAGAUCUUUUUGGGUGAGGUGUCUUGCUCUGUUUUUGAAGGAUUACUUCAAUUUUAAUCAUGGGUAAGCGAAUUUACAUCUUUGUAUAGUUGGCUUGGAGGAACUACUUCUAUGGGAAAGUGAAUGGUUCCAUGACAGAAAACACCUUGUUUCCAUGCCAGCAUAGUAAUUGUAUGGACUCGUAACAGUUGAGUUUUUUAAAGCAUUGAGGAAUUUUUUCCUCUUACCACCUCCUCUUCCAAGUUUUUAAAAGACCCAACCCUUACCAAUCUCUAAGAGAAAAAAGACACCUGAGUAUCUUGAAUAGCAGAAUUUUUUAAUCAAAUGUUUGUUUAUUUUAGCUUGUAAAUCUUGGGUUAUUUAAGAAAUUUUGAGUUGAUGGUUAAUGCAAGUUUCAUAUGUUAAAUACUACAUGGUACACAGUCUGCUUUCACAAGUCAUUAGUCUUUAAUGUGUGAAAAAUCCUGAUGCUCUAUUGAUUUGUUUGCAUUUAGUAUGACUGAAGGAGAUAAUGAUAAACAUAAUGAAAAGGAUCAGGUCACUUGCUUUUUCCAAUCUUAUUUACUUCACAGAUGAACUAAUGUUCAACACAAAAGACUGAACAAAUACUACAAAAUUUAACUUAAUGUUGAUUUCAUUGGUUCAAACUAAAGGCAUUAUUAACCAUCUUAAAUGCAAACUAAUCAUUGUAAAUUAUAUUUUAGCAUGGUCUGCCUCAAAUACUAAUGUAUUUUUCUGCAUUUACUUGGAUAUAUUUAGAAUCACUUUCUUUCCUACUGUAUGACAGAUAGAAGAAUAUGUACUGAUUUGUACAGAUAUUUGACAAAGCCCUCUGAUGUGAUUUCCCUGACUCUUGCCUUCAUAUUUCAUUUUGAAUUCAAACUUCUGAGGUUGUAGCACAUAUGAAUUGCAUUUUCAAAAGGAUAUUUGUAAGAAACUAUAUUUAAUGAGUAAACUUUUGAGAUUUCUGCUGUAUCGUUUCAAAUGUAAUAAACUUUACUUCUCUAAAAAUGAGCGGUUGUAUCUUCUCGCUACCAACAGAUUAACUUUCAGUUUACCAUGAUAAAGUCUGACCUCAUCAAUUACUGCAACUAAAGUUUAAUUGUGUUCUAGAAAUUUUAGGAAACUUUUGUUUGAACAUUUUUAUGUCCACAAUUAGCUAUUGUUAGCAAACAAAAAAAAAAUUCUUCUAAUAGGAAAUCUGCUUUAUUUUUAAAGUCUUUCUCUGAUAUUUUUCUUUGAUGUGCUGAUUAUUCAACCACAGAGCCUUAUGCUGUAAAUGUUAUUUGUAUUUUGUUUAAAUUAUAUUCCACCAUUAUGUGAUAACUUCAAAAUGAUCUUUCAGAGAACUAUAUAUGCAUUAUAGUUGCUGCCAUAGGGUUUGUGGUUUUUAAUUCUCUGAAACCAGCAAUCAUUUAAAGUAAAUCACAUGAAGUUUAGUGUGCUGAUACCAAGCUUAUUCAUUGAAAUACACACACACACACACACACACACACACACACACACAAAAUAUAUACAUUGAAUGUACAGUUCUUGAUUAUAAAAUGUUAUUUGUUGAUAAUAUUGCUGGCAGUAUUCAGUAAGGGGGUACUUUAAAAAAUAAAAGGUCAGCUUUA
Messenger RNA from Herpailurus yagouaroundi (jaguarundi), 4725 nucleotides. It is a transcript of the gene SCYL2, whose product is annotated as SCY1 like pseudokinase 2. Gene Ontology annotation, biological process: protein phosphorylation. Gene Ontology annotation, molecular function: protein kinase activity; ATP binding. The record is from RefSeq and is a predicted model, not a curated record. The transcript is spliced from 20 exons. Bases 331 to 3126 code for a protein of 931 amino acids. NCBI's taxonomy places the organism in Eukaryota, Metazoa, Chordata, Mammalia, Carnivora, Felidae.